UCGAUCAUAUACCACUAUAUUACUGUGGACCAUUGGACAAAUUUUAUCAGAAGUAGAUACCAUUGAGCUGGCCUUGGGAAGCCACAGAUCUCCCUCUUUGAAUUUUGGCAAUAUGCGACUUGCCUGCAUGAUCUGUGUGGUUGCAGCAUCAACUUAUGGCCACUUCAUGUCAAGAUAUAAUCUAUUCUGAAGCCUUCCUGUUCUUCCUGGUGGAGGAAGAUUUAGACUUGUGUUGGACUUAAAAUGCUCAUCCAGUGUCUUGUACUAUAAAUCUUAAAAGCAAGCUUGGGCUGUGCUGGGCAUGAAACCUCUCUCUCUUUCUCUUCUAUAGAUUUUUUUUGAGGGGGGGGGGGGUGGUGGGAAAAAAACUUUGCAUGUCCUGCUACUCUCUCAGGGCUUUGAGUUAGUUCAGGAAUGAGAAAUUUUGACCAUUGCUCUCUGAUUGAUGUAUUGUAAUUGGUUACGAGUUUUAAAAUGAGCUUUCCGUUAAUUUCUACCAUGAAAUUGUACAGCGGCAAUUAUUGUGCAGUUUCUUAGUAUCGUUGCAGUAGUCGAAGUUGGUUGAAGAUGCCUGCUAUAAAAAAGAAUGACUGCAGCAGUGAGGGGCACAUAUUCAACAAGUUACUGAAUGAGAUUGGAAGCCCUGUUGAGUUUCAACUCCCAGACUGGUUGAAGAAGCGGAAGCCUACACCACUCUACACUUAUAUAAAGCGCAAUAUAUAUCUCACAAAAAAGGUCAAAAGGCGCCUUGAGGAUGAUGGCAUAUUCUGUUCCUGCAGCCCAUCAUCAGGUUCUUCUGGUGUAUGUGGUAGAGAUUGCCACUGUGGGAUGCUGCUGUCGUGCUGCUCAUCAAGCUGUAAUUGUGGGAGUUCAUGUCUGAAUAAAUCAUUUCAGCACCGGCCUGUAAAGAAGAUGAAAUUAGUGAAGACAGAGAAAUGUGGAUCAGGUUUGGUAGCAGAUGAAGACAUAAAGCAAGGAGAGUUUGUAAUAGAGUAUGUGGGAGAAGUUAUUGAUGAUAAAACUUGUGAGGAAAGGCUCUGGAAAAUGAAGCAUCGUGGUGAAACCAAUUUCUAUUUAUGUGAAAUUAAUCGUGAUAUGGUGAUUGAUGCUACAUACAAGGGAAACAGGUCUAGAUUUAUAAAUCACAGUUGUAGGCCAAAUACCGAGAUGCAGAAAUGGAGAACUGAAGGCGAGACCAGAAUUGGCAUAUUUGCAACCCGUGACAUAAAAAAGGGAGAGCAUCUGACCUAUGAUUAUCAGUUUGUUCAAUUUGGUGCAGAUCAGGAUUGCUAUUGUGGUGCCUUAGACUGCAGGAAGAAGCUAGGGGUCAAGCCUAGCAAGCCUAAGUUGUCUUCCUCAGAUGCUACAUUAAAACUAGUUGCCUGUCAGAUGGCAGUAUCCUCUCCUAAAGUCAAAGCAAUUCUGUCUGGAAAAUAUGAUUUCCCAAAUGGAGCUCUGCACGUAGGAAGCUCACGAGAUGGCCCUAAUCAAGAAGCGUGUUUCCGUAAUUGUAUUGGUGAAGUUGUUCGAAUAAUACGGCCCAUGGAGGAGGAGGAGAGGUGUUUUGGGAUCAUAAAACGGUUUGAUUAUAAUUCCAAGAAGCACACAAUUAUGUAUGAGGAUGGCAGUGUUGAAAUUAUUGACAUGUCAAAGGAAGAGUGGGAAAUCUGUAACCAAGCCAUGUAAUCAUGGGAUGUAAUAGUACCUGAGGUUGGCAUAAUAAUCUGCGAAUGUAUUCUGUUUUCAAUGGUAUAUAGUGGCCUUUGGUUAUACAUUAUGUUCUGUAAGAUAUCGCCGGAACUUCAUCAAAACUGUAUCUCAAUGCUGGGUAGUUUGUCCUCACAAGUGUAACAAAAUAUUUGUAAACAUAGGUUUCAAAUAUUUUGUAACCUAUGUUUCAAGUCCACAGCUAUGUAGCCUUUUGUACUUUAUGUAAUAUCGUUUCAUCCAAUUCUUUUGUUAGACUUGGUACUUUUGACAA
Molecule: messenger RNA, 1981 nt
Organism: Macadamia integrifolia
Lineage: Eukaryota; Viridiplantae; Streptophyta; Magnoliopsida; Proteales; Proteaceae
Product: histone-lysine N-methyltransferase ASHH3
Exons: 16
Coding region: 568-1686 (372 amino acids)
Biological process (GO): regulation of DNA-templated transcription
Cellular component (GO): chromatin; nucleus
Molecular function (GO): protein binding; histone H3K36 methyltransferase activity
Source: RefSeq, a predicted model, not a curated record